AUGACUGCUGUAUACUUACCGGUUGCCGUGGCUUCUGUUGGAGGGGCCAUGUAUGGCAUUGACUCAGGCAUUAUCGCGACUAUUAUUGGCCAGGAAGCCUUUAAUAAGUACAUGUUCCCUCUACACGGUGAAGAUACAGCCUUGACUGGUGCUGUCGUGUCACUCUAUAAUACAGGACAGUGUGUUGGUACCUUCAUCGGUGGCUGGGCUGCAGACCGCAUUUCUCGCAAACGAGCCAUGACCUUGGCCUGUGUCAUAGCCAUCUUAGGAAUCACACUACAGACUGCAUCAGUCCACGUGGGCAUGUUCAUUGUAGGCCGCUUUUUUACCGGCCUAUCAUCGGGCAUGAUCCUCCCCGUCGUCCCAACCUAUAUCUCAGAGAUAUCUAAGCCCCAGAAUCGUGGUAUUCUGGUUGGCUUUCAGGGUAUGGGAAUAGCGUUGGGUUUCAUGGCUGCUAAUUGGGUAGGAUAUGGAGGGUCUUAUGCCAAGGGAGAUCUAUCUUGGCGUAUUUCACUUGCCAUGCAGUAUCCAUGCGCUGUUAUCCUUUUGGUUGGCUCGUUAUUUAUCCCCUUUACGCCUCGAUGGCUAGUGUCAAAAGGAAGAACUGAAGAAGCCCAUACGGUGAUACAGAAACUGCACGUUGGCGAGGGGUCGGAGUACAUUAAUCGAGAAAUGGCUCAGAUGCAGGAGCAAUUUCUUCUUGAAGAAGCUGUCAAACCUGGUUCUUUUAUGAAGGGGCUUGCGCAACUGCUUUCGAGGAAGUAUAUCAAACGGGUCGCACUCGCCUGCUUUGUUCAAGCUAUAACGGAACUUGCGGGUGUCAGCGUCAUUCAGAACUUCCAGUCUAUCUUCUAUGCCACCGUCGGCUUUACCGGUGAAAAGGCUUUGCUUAUCAGUGGCAUCUACGGCUUCAUGGGAGUCAUUGGGCAGUUGAUAAGUCUCGCCUUUAUAACUGACAAGUGGAAGCGUACAACAAGACUUUGGGUAGGAUGCGCAACUCUCGCCACAAACCUCGCAAUAUGUAUGGCCCUAUCCGCUCAAUUCGGAGACGGGACCAACCUCGCAGCUUCCAGAGCCGCAAUUGCCUUUAUCUUCAUCUACUCCUGCGCGUUUUCCGUGUUCUUCAAUUCUACUGUCUACGUUGUCGCUGCUGAGCUUCUGCCUACUUCCGUGCGCUCUAAAGGCGUAGCACUCUCGACAUUCUGCACUAGUGUUACUGCAAUUGUGAUGACACAGGUCGCACCGUCUGCGCUGGAUAGAAUUGGCUGGAAGUUCUACUCUGUCUUUAUCGCAACGAACUGUCUUGGGUUGUGCAUCUUCAAGUUCUUCCUACCUGAGACACAGGGCCUCAGCCUCGAGGAAGUCGGAAUUAUUUUUGGAGAUGAGCCGCCAACGAAAACGGAUGAAGUGGAUGCCCACAAGGUGAGAUCCAUUGAUGCAGAGCGUAAGCAGGUAUAG
Aspergillus tubingensis is the source of this 1458-nucleotide messenger RNA. Its product is annotated as putative hexose carrier protein. Gene Ontology annotation, biological process: carbohydrate transport; transmembrane transport. The transcript has 5 exons. The record is from RefSeq and is a predicted model, not a curated record. The coding region runs from base 1 to 1458 and encodes 485 amino acids. Gene Ontology annotation, molecular function: carbohydrate:proton symporter activity. Gene Ontology annotation, cellular component: membrane. NCBI's taxonomy places the organism in Eukaryota, Fungi, Ascomycota, Eurotiomycetes, Eurotiales, Aspergillaceae.